AUUUUCAAAGUGUGCGGUUGUGCGCAUGCCUGGAGCGUGCCGCCGGCAUAAAUAGCGCGCGGCGGCCCUCGGCGGCCAGUCAGGUGCCCGCCACCGCACAGUCAUGACAUCACACGUACUCGCGCUCGCCUUCCUACUGCACGCGUGCACAGCGCUGGCGUGGCCGGGCGCGGCGUCGCGCAGCGUGGACGCCUAUCUGGACUGCGGUAGAGUCAGAGGCGUGCAGCGCUCCGCUCAUGGCUUCAAGUUCGCCAGCUUCCUAGGAGUGCCCUACGCUAAGCAGCCCAUUGGAGACCUAAGGUUUAAGGAGCUCGAACCUCUAGAACAUUGGGAUGAUGUGUUCAACGCCACAAGUGAAGGACCCAUCUGCUUCCAAACAGACAUAUUAUACGGGAGGAUCAUGGCGCCCAGCGAGAUGAGCGAAGCUUGCAUAUACGCCAACAUUCAUGUUCCACUGCACGCCCUCCCAGAGUUCACAGACCGACAGAGGGACUGGACACCUGGACUGCCAAUCUUAGUAUUCAUACAUGGUGGAGGAUUUGCCUUCGGCUCCGGCCACCAAGAUCUACACGGACCAGAAUAUUUGGUCAGCAAGAACACCAUCGUCAUCACAUUUAAUUACAGAUUGAACGUCUUCGGUUUCCUAUCCAUGAAUACGACAAAAAUCCCCGGCAACGCUGGUCUCCGAGACCAGGUGACCUUGUUGCGCUGGGUGCAAAGAAACGCUAAGCAUUUCGGAGGAGACCCCAACAACGUCACUAUAGCGGGGCAGAGCGCUGGUGCAGCAGCCGCGCAUCUAUUGACUCUGUCUAAAGCUGCUAAAGGUCUUUUCAAAAGAGCAAUUUUGAUGAGCGGAACAGGAAUAAGCUCAUUCUUCAGCAUGUCUCCAGCUUACGCGGCUCACAUUUCGAAUCAAUUGCUGUUUGUCCUUGGCAUCAAAGAUACGGACCCCGAGGAAAUACAUAGGAAGCUCAUCGACCUACCAGCAGAGAAACUCAGCGAUGCUAACGCCGCUCUACUGGAACAAUUUGGCCUGACAACCUUCGUCCCUACUGUGGAAUCCCCACUACCUGGAGUUACAACCAUUAUUGACGAUGAUCCAGAAAUUUUAAUAGCUAAAGGACGCGGCAAGAACAUUCCUCUCUUAGUAGGAUUUACCAGCACAGAAUGCGAGACAUUCCGCAAUCGACUAAUCAACUUUGGUUUCGUCAAUAAGAUUAAGGACAAUCCUGCAAUCAUAAUACCGCCCAGAGUUUUAUUAAUGACACCACCACAGCUAGUGAUGGAUUUGAAAGAGUCUAUUGAGAGAAGGUACUAUAACGAUUCAAUAAGUAUAGAUAACUUUGUGAAAUCAUGUUCGGAUGGCUUCUAUGAGUACCCUGCAUUGAAACUGGCGCAAAAACGUGCUGAGACUGGUGGAGCUCCACUGUACUUGUACCGGUUCGCGUACGAGGGUCAGAGCAGCAUCAUCAAGGAGGUAAUGGAGCUGGACUACGAUGGCGCUGGCCACAUUGAGGACCUGACCUAUGUAUUCAGGACGAACUCUGUAGUUGAAGCGCCGGGCGCAACUGCGCCAUCUAAGGAUGACGUGAAAAUGAAGAAUCUAAUGACGAGCUACUUCGUCAACUUUAUGAAGUGCAGUAAACCGAUCUGCGAAGACAAUAACUCAUUGGAGAAGUGGCCGGCGGGCGACGGCAUGCAAUACGAAGACAUUGUGUCCCCCGACAUGGUCAGAUCCAAGGAGUUCUCCUCCAGACAGCAGGACAUCAUCGAAUUCUUCGACAGCUUGACCAGUGGGAGCCAGCUUUAAUCAUAAGACUGAACUUUUGUCCUUCGUGUAAAUAUGUUGUUAAUAGUUAAGGGUUCAAAGUGCAGUGAGUGUUUGAAAUAAGAUCUUAGACGAUCAAAGUUUGAACCUACGACAUAAGUGUACAAUAUUUUCAGAUAAGUGUUGCUGUUGAUACUUUAAUUUGCAUUAAUUUAUUUAGAUUAAGGUUGAUGUCACAAAUCUAGUCGGUUACUUAAGUAAUUUCUUGCCAACAUUGGUCUAACACCCUUUUCGUAGAACUGCAUAAAAUAUUAUUUUUUCUAUGUAUUUUGAACUGUAAUUGUAAAUUUCAUCUUAUGCAAUAUGUUGUGCUAUUUACAUGAUUAGCAAUGCUGCUCUGUAUGAGAAGAGGCCAAUGCCCAGCAAUAUGAAAGUACAAAGGCCGAUGAUGUUGAAUAGGCUUAGAAAUUACUGUACUAUUACUACACCGAUGACAUACUCGUACUAAUAUAGAAAUCUUUGUGAUAUUCGAUAUCAGCGAGAACAAGAUAACUUUAGUUUUACGAUACGGAUUUACCGUUAGGAACAGCUAGACUUUCUUUAGACCUAGUAAUGUUUUACGAAGCAAUUGUAAUAAAACUUGGGCCUUAAUAAAGAUUACUCGUAGAUCCAGUAUUACGACUAACCUUUGUUAGUGCCAGGAAGAUUGAUCUCAUAAAACUACACUAGGCUAUAGAUAACAAUCCGCCCGCAAUUUACUUUUAAGUUAAUAUAAGUUAUUUUCAAAAUGAUAAGUUUGUACAAACAGCUGCAGAUCACGAGACAACAUUCAAAUGAUUUUUCUAUCUCCGCAUUCAAUAGUUAAUUUACUAUCGUGAGUCAUGUGUCUUCACGAGCGUCCAUCAAUUUUUACGAAUUUCUGUAAAUAAGGAAUUCGUUCUUAGGCAAAGGCAAAAUAGUCGACACUAGAUAAGAUGCACGAUGCUACUAUCUAGAUACAUACAUAUUAGCUCCAUAAAUGAACUUUUUAUUACUAAACCAUCCUUAUUCGUUAACUGUUAUAAUGAAUGUCUCGUGAUCGAAGCACUCAAGAUGCGUAAUGAAGCGACUGAUGUAACGUAUGUAUUAUAAUUUAAGUCAAUUUACUAUUAGUUUUCAACGCCUUUGUAAAUAUUUCACUUUCUAAUAUAAUUUUUGCAUUCCGCACAAUGACGCCAGAGUACAAUGAUCGGACACGAUCGCGUGGCGUUGCAUUCAAUGAUUCAAAUAAAUAAUUGCGACGGACGGACGUGGA
Messenger RNA from Helicoverpa armigera (cotton bollworm), 3062 nucleotides. Its product is annotated as juvenile hormone esterase. The transcript is spliced from 6 exons. NCBI's taxonomy places the organism in Eukaryota, Metazoa, Arthropoda, Insecta, Lepidoptera, Noctuidae. The record is from RefSeq and is a predicted model, not a curated record. Bases 104 to 1810 code for a protein of 568 amino acids.